Molecule: messenger RNA, 255 nt
Organism: Haemonchus placei
Lineage: Eukaryota; Metazoa; Nematoda; Chromadorea; Rhabditida; Trichostrongylidae
Source: the annotation of a GenBank genome assembly
ACUCCUUACAUGCCAUCGUACAUGGAGGAUGGUCAAGCAUGUGUCGUAUGCGGAGAUGUCGCCACCGGGCUGCACUAUAGGGCGAUUACCUGUGAAGGAUGCAAAGGUUUCUUCCGCCGAACUUCACAGCGUCGCCUUACGUACACCUGUAAAAGUGGUGAGAAGUGUGAAAUCAACAAGCAGACGCGGAACGUUUGCCAACGCUGCCGAUAUCUCAAGUGCACAGCAGCUGGAAUGAGCGCGGAUUGUAAGUGA